This is a messenger RNA of Pyrus x bretschneideri (Chinese white pear), 1712 nucleotides long. Its product is annotated as G2/mitotic-specific cyclin S13-7. The record is from RefSeq and is a predicted model, not a curated record. The transcript is spliced from 9 exons. Gene Ontology annotation, cellular component: cyclin-dependent protein kinase holoenzyme complex; centrosome; nucleus. NCBI's taxonomy places the organism in Eukaryota, Viridiplantae, Streptophyta, Magnoliopsida, Rosales, Rosaceae. Bases 174 to 1415 code for a protein of 413 amino acids. Gene Ontology annotation, molecular function: cyclin-dependent protein serine/threonine kinase regulator activity. Gene Ontology annotation, biological process: regulation of cyclin-dependent protein serine/threonine kinase activity; mitotic cell cycle phase transition.
GACAACUGAAACCAGAAACGCAAAGCACAGAGCAGCAAAUCAAAGAAAGAAGAGAGAGAGAAAGAAGAGAGAGAAGGAAGAGGUAGAGAGAGAGAGAGAAAGAAGGAGAAUUUCCUUGUACGAAUCGCUGACUUGAGAGACCCUAGAAGGCGAGAAGGAGAUCUCAGCCAUCAAUGGAGGAAGCCAGAGCCGGAACAGCGGUUGUUCCGCCUCCACCCAAAGGUGGUGAUGGACUCAGAAAUAACAGGCGAGUUCUUCAGGACAUUGGCAAUCGACCCAUCACUAGGAGCUUUCGUGCGCAACUGAUAGCGAAGGCACAAGAAAAAGGAGUUAAAAAUGUGAACCCUGUGGUGCUGCCGGUUCUUGAAGAUAAGGUAGCUCUCAAUCAAAAGCGUAUUUCUACCCAGAAGGUGGUCCCCAGGAAGGAAAUUGAAAAGCAAACACCAGAGGAUUUGGUGAUUAUAAGUUCUGAUGAAGAAGAAAAGGAUAAAUCUGUAGAAGGGCGGAAGGAAGUCAAGACUCUGACUUCGAUCCUCACAGCCCGAAGCAAGGCUAUGGCUCUUGGAGUGAACAUCAAGCCGAAAGAAAAGAUUGUUGAAAUAGAUUCAGCCGAUGUCAGCGAUGAAUUAGCAGUGGUUGAAUACAUUGAUGACUUGUACAAGUUCUACAAGCUCACUGAAGAUGAUAGCCGAGUUCAUGACUACAUGGACUCGCAGCCAGAUAUAAAUACAAGGAUGAGAUCAAUCCUCAUAGACUGGUUGAUAGAUGUUCACCGGAAAUUUGAACUGAUGCCUGAAACCUUCUACCUGACUGUGAACAUACUUGAUCGGUACCUUUCGAAGAAGAUCAUUUCUAGGAGAGAACUUCAGCUAGUUGGCAUUAGUUCCAUGGUCAUAGCAUCCAAAUAUGAAGAAAUCUGGGCCCCACAGGUCAAUGACUUUGUUUGCUUGUCAGACUAUGCAUACUCUGCCGAUCAGAUACUUCGCAUGGAGAAAGCAAUUCUCGGGAAGCUGGAGUGGUAUCUGACAGUUCCAACCCCUUAUGUCUUCCUGUCUCGAUAUAUCAAAGCAUCUGUUUCGCCUGAUGUGGAGAUGAAGAACAUGGUUUUCUUUCUAGCUGAGCUCGGAAUCCUGCAUUAUCCGACUAUCAUUCUGUACUCCCCAUCCAUGAUAUCUGCUGCCGCUGUCUAUGCUGCACGUUAUACUCUGAAUAAGAUUCCUGUCUGGACUGAAACUUUGAAGCACCACACUGGCCACUCUGAAGAACAGUUGAGGGACUGUGCCAAACUCUUGGUUGGCCUUCACUCGAAUUCUGCAGAAAGUAAACUUCAAGCAGUUUACCGGAAAUUCUCAAGACCGGAGUAUGGUGCUGUUGCUCUUUUUGUUCCAGCCAAAAGUUUUCACUCAUCUUCAUGAAGUGUUGCUUCUGAGUCCUGUUUACUUUCUGUAAAUGAAGAUUUUCAAAACCGUGUAUUGUUCUACAAUACUUAAGACUCUUUGCGUAUAUCUUUAGUCCUGUAUAUCGCCAGUUUUCAUAUUUGUCAUUGUUGUUGCUACAACAAUAUAGCUAUUUUAAUUUGUGUUCAAAUUUAGCUGUAAACAUCAGUCGUGGUGCAAUUUUUUCUUGCAAUUCAAUCUGCAAUUUCGAUUUUGAUCUUGCAGUACAAAAUUGCAUUAUAUUAAUGACAAUAGUAUUAUUGAUUUGAGUACCAA